This is a messenger RNA of Corticium candelabrum, 2390 nucleotides long. RefSeq names its product transcription factor RFX4-like. Lineage: Eukaryota; Metazoa; Porifera; Homoscleromorpha; Homosclerophorida; Plakinidae. Gene Ontology annotation, molecular function: RNA polymerase II cis-regulatory region sequence-specific DNA binding; DNA-binding transcription factor activity, RNA polymerase II-specific. The transcript has 17 exons. Bases 180 to 2162 code for a protein of 660 amino acids. Gene Ontology annotation, biological process: regulation of transcription by RNA polymerase II. The record is from RefSeq and is a predicted model, not a curated record.
UUUACGGGGCGGCAGCUCGUCCAUUGCCGAGCGGAACCGUUGAUGUAGCAGCUGCAACGAACGAAGCGGGACCGAGUUGAUGUCACAUGUGUCAUAACUGACUGCGUACGGGUUAUAGCUUUCUGUCAUUUGGUGCUAGUUGGCAUUCGGAAGCGGCGGCUCUUGUGUCGACUCAAAAGAUGACAGAACGAGGUCGCGCCGGUGGAAGUGACGACGACUAUGACCCGAAAGAAGAAGAUUCUGAGUACAGGGAUGUGCGUCCAGGAAAGCAAGCGUCUCGUUCCGCAAUACAACGCGGCAUCAAAUCGCGCAACGCAAAACUCACUCUGAAAUGGUUGGAGGAAAACUACGAAGAGUCUGACGGCGUGUGUCUGCCUAGAAGCGUGUUAUACACUCAUUAUCUCGAUUUUUUCAAGCGCCAGAAUCUCGUGCCUGUGAGCGCUGCGAGCUUUGGCAAGGUCAUUCGCCAGAAGUUUCCCAAUCUGACCACGCGACGUCUGGGCACAAGAGGCCAGUCGAAAUACCACUACUAUGGCAUUGGAAUCAAGAAGACAUCCCAGUAUUUUAACUCGGUGUAUUCCAAGAAAGGACUCACGAGAUUCUCAAAAGGAAUUGCUAAACCUGAGGGUAAUUCUAUGUACACGCCUAGUUCGAAAUCCGGAACACUUCUUCCUAGUUUUCCCAACAUCAAGCAGAUUGAAUUCCCUGAAAAUGUUGGCCUGGAUAAGGUCGAAACGUUUCUCAUCAUGUAUCGUACUCAUUGCCAGAGGAUUCUGGACACGGUCGUUCGGGCGAACUUUAGUGAGAUACAGGACUUCUUGCUUCAUUUCUGGCAAGCCAUGCCAUCUCACAUGGUGUCCGUUCUUGGCUGCGACGUGGUCAUUGACUUGAUUGCAGUGUGUGACAUCACGCUUUACAAUACUCUGACCGAAGUGCUUAUUCCGGCCACAUUGCAGGCAUUGCCAGAGACGUUGAGUCACGAGAUAAAUCAGAUUACGAAGCAAUUGGGAAUCUGGCUGACGUCUUCGACUCGUGGUUUGCCAGAAAAACUUCGAGAGAGGAAACUAGCAGUGGCAGAAGCCUUCUGUAAGUCACUCAAACGUCAAACAUCACUCAUUCAUUUGGCACAAGCUGCCAAGGGUGUCCUACGAAGCUCGGACAUGGUGACACACAUGCUGGCUGACUGGCGUGGUAUGGACUUCAGUCUGAUUCGGAGUCAACUUCUCAUGUGUAUGUCUCACAUCGACAAGAACCCACUCGAUUUCACCGAUGCAGUGAUUACAGAAUUUGAGCAAUUGUUUGUAAAACAAGUACCGCUAGAGAUUUACUUUGAGUGGCUAGACAGUCUUGUUCAAUCAGAUGUUUUAGAGGGUGCGAAAGCACCGGGACACAGCAUUGCUGAGGAGUCACGUCAUUUUGCUUUGAAAUGGAGUUAUUUUGGAGAACUGACAGCUCGGGAGUUGACUCUACACAGUGCACCAAGUUUUGGUUCCUUUCACUUGUUGUAUCUUGUCCUACUCGAAUACAUCAAUCACCUGUUGGAGUCCCUGGUGGAGCAGAAUAUUCAGGAGGGCGUCAAAGAGGCACUAAACAAAUACCGAAAAACACCAGUGGAGACCGAACCAUCACAUGACGAGAUAACACAAUCUGAUAACACAGAGUUACCAUCGGUUCCUCAUCUGUCCACAACUACUUUUCCCAUGGAAUCACAGCAGAACGUCGUGUGUGGAUCAAUUGGUUCGUUUUCCGAGUUAGCCACGGCUGCUGCUCUGGCAUCCAACGUGGCCACCGCACCCACACAACCGGUAUCCAAUCAGGUUGCAUACCAAGCUGUAUAUGCUGCUCACUAUGAUUCAUACAAUGGAUACGAUACCGAUGGACUGUUUGGUAACGGUCAGGCAAUGUACGAUAUGAGUCGAUCGGCACAAUCGCUGCCAUCAUUUCAGUACCCAGUCGCGACCGCCUACCCACCUCAGACGCAGGCCGAGGUGUUUUGUCCUUCAGGAUUCGAUCUGUCUCAACUCUUCUCGGGACCACUGCCUGGUAAUCAAAUGGAUUACUCGACGACGGCAGCAUUUUCUCACAAUAGUGUAUAUUCGAAUCCCAUGGGUCAGUCAACCGAUCGACCGCAUGAUGUGAACAUGUAUUCGGUGUAUGGAUGAUGUGGUGGUGGUGGUGGUGGUGGUGUGUGUGUGUGGUUGGCUUUCUUGGUGUAUAUCGUUGUUGGCUCAUCAGGGGAUUGUGUGAUAUUGUGUCUAUUUUUUGAUUUGGUUUCUACACGUUUUACAGUCGUUUUUAUUGCCAGGGAGUGAUGAUAUAGUAGGCUGCUUCUCACGUCGACAUGUUGAGGUACAAUUUUCUCAAUAAAUUGCUAUGAAUGAUGUCUAUUA